Molecule: messenger RNA, 5694 nt
Organism: Ostrea edulis (European flat oyster)
Lineage: Eukaryota; Metazoa; Mollusca; Bivalvia; Ostreida; Ostreidae
Product: diacylglycerol lipase-alpha-like
Exons: 20
Coding region: 161-3505 (1114 amino acids)
Biological process (GO): lipid metabolic process
Cellular component (GO): dendrite membrane; postsynaptic membrane
Source: RefSeq, a predicted model, not a curated record
GACCACGUUCCAGCCGAAUGAACAAACAUCGUCUGUCGAUUUCUCCGGGAAAAGUGACGAUGGAGUAGCGCGGAGACCUACUUUCGUUAUGUCGAAGUGAUGGGAUUUAUUUGGGGAAAUUAGAGAAGACACAAAUGAAUUAUUUUGUGCUGGAUUUAAGAUGCCUGGCAUUGUUGUGUUCAAAAGAAGAUGGUCGGCGGGAUCGGAUGACUUCGUUCUACCAGCCCUAUUGCUAAUGAUUCUGCAUGUAAUAUGGCUGCUGAUCCUGUGCAUUACAAUGGGUGUGACCGCCUCGGACUACGACGACUCGUGUUUUGUCGCCAGCGUAUCCCUGAGAUCCUUUGACCUGGGAUACAUAGUCUCGCUUGCAGUCGGGCUCGUUUUAGAAACGGUCCUCUUCUGGGUCAGUUUGAGAGGGACCAUUUUGGAACCAGCACCACGAGUUAGUGUGCAAUACAUCCUGUACAUAAGACUAGGAAUUCUACUGUUCGAGCUCUCCUGGCAGGUAGUGGGUGUGGUCUGGUUAGCAAAGCACUACAUAAGCUGUCCAUCAGAAAUUCCUAAGAAAGUGACACUUGCUAUGAAUAUCUGCAACUGGUUGAUACUGUUGGUGAUUGGAAUCAGUGUAUGGUGUACGUACGACCAUGCGGGGGGUAAGUGGGUCAAGAUGAAGCGAUUUCAGGAGAGCUUGAAGGAGAGGCAGAAACGCAACAAGAGACCUAGUGGCCGGCGAAACUGGAGACAGAGUACACCUGUCGUAGGGAUGAAGCAGUGCCAGAGUGAUGCAGGACUUAUUGAAAUAAUUUUACCAUUUUUUGGGUGGUUACCGCCUCCUGCAAGAAGGAGUAGUGCCCUUCGAUUGUUUUCAGCCUAUCUCAAAACUCACAGAAAGACGAUACGGGCUUAUGAAGAAAGCUGGGACCGGCGUUUUAACCUGCUGUGUUGCUGUGUAGAUAGAAAGAAUAACAACAGGAACACCAUCGCUGAAAUAGCGAAGUUAUUCACCGAGUUUUUUCGUGAUUUGGAUGUAGUGCCGUCUGACGUCAUAGCGGGUUUUGUCUUGCUGAGACAUUAUCAAAGUCUCCGAAUGAGACACGUGGUUUCUCAGGAUAAUAACGAUGUGUAUGAGUACCUCUCUGGGACUCCAAUCAUUCCGACCACGUCAUUCCUACAGCUGAGCCAGCCCGAUGUUUUAGCGGAGUACCGCAAGGUGAUCCACUACAUGCGCUUAGCUUUAGCAGCCUAUGGAUGGCCUGCUGUCGUUAUGAUGAAAACGGAUGCCAACUGCUGCGGUAUUCUACCUAAACUAAGAUGUUGCUGUUGCGUAAACAAACCUUUAUCCGACUUUGUUCAGGAUAACUGCUGUCAGUGUAAUUUUGUGGCCCUUCUAAAGCUCAGUCAGCUCCGCCAAUGUGACAUUGUGUAUGCUACGUAUCAUGUUGAUAUAGGGGAAACACCUUUCUAUGUUGCUAUCGACCAUAAAUACAAGAGGGUUGUAAUCUGUGUCCGAGGAACGACCUCAUUACAGGACGUACUUACAGAUUUGAAAGCUGAUGCUGAAACACUUCCUCUAAGUCCGCCGAUAGAGAGCUGGGUAGGCCACAAGGGUAUGGUGCAAGCUGCUGUGUACAUUAGAGAUAAACUGAAAGAAGACAACUUACUGACCAAAGCUUUCAGCAAGGAUGGUGUGGAUGAAACGUAUGACCUUGUGUCAGUAGGUCACUCACUGGGAGCCGGCACUGCCGCUAUCCUCGCCAUUCUGCUGAGACAGGAAUUCCCAAAUUUGCAUUGCUAUGCUUUCUCACCUCCUGGUGGACUUUUAAGUGAGGCCUGUGUGCAGGAAACCAAGUCUUUCAUCACCUCAGUUGUGGUGGGGAAGGAUGUCGUCCCUCGGAUUGGUUUGUCUCAGUUAGAGGUGCUGAGGACUGAUUUAAUAAACGUUAUCAAGAACAGCAAGGAACCAAAGUGGAAGAUCAUAGCUAGAGGCGUGUGUUGUGGAAAUUCUGAAGCCAGGAAAAUGAAUUUAGAUGAAGUCCGGAUUGAAAUGGAGCGGGACAUCCGGGCCCAUCCUUCAGAUGACGGCAUAGCCCUGUCUGCCCAUACACCUUUAUAUCCCCCAGGAAAGAUCAUUCAUAUUGUCAGAAGUCAUCCAUCAGGAAAACGGAAAUCUUUCCGCUGCUGUCAGACUCAUCAACCCGUGUAUCAAGCUAUAUGGGCAAGCAACGAUUCGUUCGAUGAGGUCUUGGUGUCUCCUUCCAUGAUUAAUGACCAUAUGCCUGACUAUGUCUUAGAAGCCUUAGAAAAUGUACUAAUAAAUGUUGCUCCUCCAAAACCCGAGAGGAUUUUAUCGGAAGAGGAGAGGUGGGCGUUUUUAGACGAGCGAUCACCAUCAGGAGACACACUGAAAACGGAAACUACGGCGGAGAAAAAUGUGAAUAUUGAAAUGGAAACUCUACCUAGGUUUUUAUACGAGAAAGCUGACGAGGAAAACACAAUAUCAGUGGGUCCGGACGGACAACUCGUCGUCACUAGCUCUAAGAAGCCCAAGUUGAUACUGGAUCUGAACAGUAGAGAUCCUGUGGAGGCUCCUCUGGCGAGUCCAGAUACGUUGUCAGAGAGGUCUAGUGUUCUGAACUCGUUGAGUCAGUCAAGUGAUCUAGAUAAAGGAAAAGAAAACUUCCGAAUGUCUCUCCAAAGCCCGCCAACGUUAGAAACAAUUCAGCAAUCUCCUGAGUUAAGGAAAAGUGAUUUAGUUGACGAAAGUAGAGUAUUUUCUGGAUCUCCUGUAAAACAUUGUAACGGGAAUGUUGUUCAGACAUGUGCGGUCGUAGAGUCUAAUACCCCAAUAUCAAAGGAUCUUGGACAUUCAGGUAGUGUUCCAGAUCCCCCCAAAGACGAGAAAGAGAACUCAACGCUGCCUAUUGUGAGUUGUUCAGAACGCCAUUCUCCUGAAGAGACACUGCAGGCAGAAUACGAAGAUCCAAAUUAUUACUACAGCGCUGCAGGGAUUGGUUAUCCACAUGGUUCAGGCGCAUACCACCCUCCAGUAGACGACACAACACAAUCCAACGACGAGGUCGAUUCUGAAACUGCUCCACUGAUUUCCAAUAAUGACUUUAACUUUGUAGAGUCUCCCAUUCACCGCAUAAAAUCUACAUGUCAAUAUCAGGAAAUCCAUGGUCAUUCUGAUGAAACUUUGAAAACUUCACAAUCAGAGUCUCAUUUACAAACUCUGUCAGAAAUGUACAUUAUGAAACGUUCCCAAGAGCAGGGUGACAUUGCACACUUGCAAGACGCUGCAAAAGUUUAUCAUUCUGCUAAUAUGCUGCCUAUUCGGGAGUCCUUGGGUUCCACAGGAGAAAACGAGGAGAGUCAUCUCAUGCGUGUCAAUUCCGCGGAAGGUUUGAGUGCUUUAACGUCCCCAUCCACGGACUCGGAAAAACCUUUAUCCUCGGUGCAGUCAGAUGACGUGUUCGAUCUUCCUCUAGAGGAGAGUGACGUUUGACAUUGACCAGCUGGACCAUCUUCAGUGCAUGGCUAGUCCUGUACUGUAAACGUGCUUAUUUUAGCACAAUCAAAAUUUAGCGCAUUUUCUGUCCUGUGCAUAUUAGCGCUGCAGUGAAUGAAGGCAAAUUAGAAUUUUAUAUACAUUUUGUAGGUAAGUGUAUGCAUAGGCCAAUAUGAAAGAUGUACAUAAAUAAGCAUAUCAAGGCUUAAAAAACACAGUAAUACUUAAGUACGUUUGCAGUAAUUUAUAUAGGAUGGUAAGAUUUUGUGUCGUAAACAAUUCGUAUUUAAGAUUAUACAAUAUUUCAUUUUAAAUCUGAAUCAGGUCAGUGAUGAAUUCAUUUAUGAUUUGACAUUGUUUUGAAAAUGUAACUUUAUAUUGCGAUUAUUGUUUUACAAUCGGUGUCUUUAGAACAACUAUUAUACAUUUACACAUAUCCAAGAUUUUAUCUCUAUCGUCAAAAUGUAUAUCUUAAAUGUGGACAGAACGCACGUCUUUAAAUCUACAUUUUUAAGGACUCUUAUUAGAAUAUUUGAUAAAUAUUAAGAUGCUUUAUCCCUGAAUAAAUUAAUUUUUUAUUUCAAAAUUAAGAAAAAUCUAGUGUUUAGAUAUGCAUUUUUCCAUUUUCAUCGACCCCCGUCUUGUCAGCUGUUCUUAACAUUUUAUUUAUUGAAGAGUUGUUAUAUUUAUUUUGGAAUGAGUGGAUAUGUUACAACCUUAGCAGUCAGCAGGUCUGAGGAUAAGCAGAUUUUUCUGCAAAUGUUAUAUUACAUGGAUUUAACAUCUACCAAUACGGUUGAAUUUACAGAAUUACUUUAUGAACCUUACUUAAAAAUCACUUUUCAUUUUAGCAGCAGCAUUUCUAAAGAAUUGUACUUUUUGAAAACAUAAGUUUUAUUGGUUUAUGAUUUAUAAGAGAACAAUUAUCAUAUGUGCUAUAUCAAUUGUCCUGCAUUGAAAACUGAAUUUAUAUGAUAUAUGACCCGAUUUUGUACGUUUUUAGCUCACGUGAGCUGAAAGCUCAAGUGAGCAUUUCUGAUCGCCUGUUGUUCGUCGUCUGUCCGUCCCUCUGUUCGUCUGUCUGUAAACGUUUUACAUUUUCGACUUCUUCUCCAGAACCACUGGGCCAAUUUCAACCAAACUUGGCCUAAAGCAUCCUUUGGUGAAGGGCUUUCAAGUUUGUUCAAAUAAAGGGUCAUGUCCCUUUCAAAAGAGAGAUAAUCACUAAAAUGAAAAAAAUAGGGUAGGGUAAUUUAAAAUUCUUCUCAAGAACCACUGGCUAGAAAAGCUAAAAUUUACCCGAAAGCUUCCUGACAUAGUGCAGAUUCAAGUUUGUUAAAAUCAUGGUCCCCGGGUUUUGAAUGGGGCCACAAUAGGGGAUCAAAGUUUUACAUACAAUUAUAUAGGAAAAUCUUUAAAAAUCUUCUAAGAACCACUGAGACAGAAAAGCUGAUAUUUACGUGAAAUCUUCCUUACAUGUUGCAGAUUUAAGUUUGUUAAAAUCAUGGCCCCCGGGGGUAGGAUGGGACUACAAGGAGGAUCAAAGUUUUGCAUACAAAUAUAUAGGAAAAAUCUUUUUCUCUAAAACUACUGGGCCAAGAAAGUGGAAAUAUACAUGAAAGCUUCCUAACAUAAUGCAGAUUGAAGUUUGUUCAAAUCAUGGCCCCCAAGGAUAGGAUGGGGCCACAAUAGGGAUCAAAGUUUUACAUGCGAAUAUAUAGGAACAUCUUUAAAUAUGAGCCAAGGUGACUCAGGUGAGCGAUGUGGCCCAUGGGCCUCUUGUUUUGUUUGUUGUUUUUCUUUUUGCUGUUGCAGGUUGUUAUAAUUAUUACAUAUUGAUAUUUUCAUAUCAGUUGUAAUCAAUUGUAACUGAAAUUUUCCAUGUCAGUAUAAGUACUUACUUCCUUUUAUAUAUGCUCUCCCAAACAUUUAUUUUGAUAGCAAUAUUUCCAAUUUGUCACGUGUCUGUGUACUUAUUUUUACAUAUAUCCCGUGUUUUGCGGUGCAAUUUACAUUAUAUUUUUAUGGUGCAAUCAGAUGUUUUAUCAUUUUUUUCCUGCAAAGUUUGGUUUUAUUCUCUUUCAUUUUAUGUAUAGUGAAAAAAAUUCAUAUUUGUUAUUGAAGAUUAUUCGUUUAAUUUCGGUUUUUGUAUUACCUCUCAACCGCUUUCAUUAAAAAUGGUAUUU